Bombus huntii is the source of this 2147-nucleotide messenger RNA. RefSeq lists its product as uncharacterized. Gene Ontology annotation, molecular function: RNA polymerase II cis-regulatory region sequence-specific DNA binding; DNA-binding transcription factor activity, RNA polymerase II-specific. The coding region runs from base 104 to 2128 and encodes 674 amino acids. The transcript is spliced from 7 exons. The record is from RefSeq and is a predicted model, not a curated record. Gene Ontology annotation, biological process: regulation of transcription by RNA polymerase II. Gene Ontology annotation, cellular component: nucleus. NCBI's taxonomy places the organism in Eukaryota, Metazoa, Arthropoda, Insecta, Hymenoptera, Apidae.
AUAUGAAAAUAAUUUAAAGUGUUUGAAAAAAGGAGAAAUACAAAUGAAUAAUAUAUAUUAGAUAAUGAAUUAUUACAUGGUAGUAAAUCUUAUGAAAUAACAGAUGGAAUUACAAAAGAAAAACAUAUUAACACAAAAUGGAACUCCUAAUAAGGGAGUUAAUAAAAAAUCAUUGGUUAAGAAUGGAAAUGUAAGUUCUGAAACUAGUCAUGCAGAUUUAGAUUUAAAAAAAGGUUGCAGCAAUGAUGAAAUAACAAAUAAAAGUCAACAAUCGAUAAUUAGUGUAAGAAAAAUAGAAGAUUUAUGUAGGACCCCCCAAAAAAGUAAUACAUUGGGAGGUUUAGGAAGCAUAGAGAACAUUCAAAUAGAAAAUGUAAAUAGCCUAAAAAAUUUCACUCCUAAUAGUUUAGGUAUAAAUUUAAUGAAAUGGCAUUCACAAACAGAAACACCAUCGAAACAUAAAAGAAAGAGGCAAUAUCUCUGUAAUGAACAUACACCUGAAAGAAAAAUAAAAAGGGAACUUUGUAGCGACAAUGAUUAUGAUCAAUUGUCUGAUGCAGUCAAAUUAGAAUCAUGUGAUAAUGAAUUAAAUGAUCUGGAAGCUAUUGAUAUGUUGCAUGAUCUCGAUUCUGUGAUGGAUUUUGAAGAAAGUAAAAUAGAUACAGACAUUUUUUGUUCGACGAUUAAUGAGACCAUGCAAGACGAUCAGACUGUAGAAACAUCCAGAGAUCCAGAAGUUGAUCCCCUUUAUAUCACUGACAAUGAAGAAACUAGUACACCUCAUAAAAAUAUAAAAAACCAAGAAACAAGUGUAGAAAAUAAGAUUAGAAUGACAGGAAAACGUAAAUGUAAUAAAGAAGAUACCGACAACGAUUAUGACGACUUAAAACAUAUUUUAGGAGAACUAGAUAUUGAAAUGCCAUUAGAAGAUGAAGAAGAAGAAGAAAGGGAAGAAAGAGAAGAAGAAGAAGAAGAAGAAGAAGAAGAAGUAGAAGAAAAAGAAGAGAAAAAUGAAUUAUCUGAAGAUGCAAUGAAGAAAUUAUAUAAGCUAAAAGUAAAAUUAAUGCAUAAAGUACCGAAACAGCAUAAAAUUGAACAUACUGCAGGCUCAAAAACAUUAACGAGAAGAGAGAAAGAGCUGUUCUUAAAACAUGGACCACUAAAAAGUGGCAUAUUUACACCUAGCGAAGAUAAAAUUAUCAAGGAUAAUUGGAAAGCAUUUUGUAAAGCUCAUGACUGGAAUCCUAAAUGUGUGAAACCCUUCAUUCAUAUGAAACAUGCUAAUAGAUUUUAUAUAAAAAGCAUGGAAGAGAGACAAAAAUUUACUCAAUUUUUAGCAAAUAAUUUACCAUGGAGAACACUGUAUAGUGUUUUUCAUAGAUUCAAACACUUAUAUGGAAAUCAUGAGAAAAUUUUUCAAAGAUAUACAUCAGUUGAAGAUAAGAAAAUUUUAUCUUACAUGAAGAAUAAACAAAAUGAGGAAAAAGUACACAGAUUUUCAGAAUUAAGUAAAAUGUUGGGACGUUCAAGACAUUCAAUUUGGUCACGUUAUCAACUGCUUAAAAAGAUGCAGCAAGAUGAAGACCCAUCGUCUGAAAUCAAAUGGACAUUAUCUUUAAUUGGUAAAUUUAUAAAAACUCUCAUGAGCAUAACAUUAUGUGAGACGGUGGAGGAUUUAAAAGAUGCUAUUAUCCCAAAACCGGUUUGGCGCAAAUUAGAAGAAAAGCUAGGUAUACACCAUAAUACAUUGAAGAAAUUCUGGAUAUUUCAAUUGCACAUGCAAUUAUUUUGUCCAGAACCUAUUUAUUUAAAUGAUAUAAAAAUAAAAUUAAUUGAAUACAUUUAUGGAAAAGGGAUUUCGAAUAGUCGAGAAAUAGUCUGGUCAAAUGUAGCGAAAUAUUUUGAUGGAGUUACUAAUAUCUUUUUGUGUAAAAUAUUUUUUUAUCUUGUGCAAGAAGCUGCUCUAAAAAUAAAUACAAAAAACUUUACUGACAUCGUGGAGUAUUUAUAUAAUGAAAAGAUACAAGAUAUAAAAAAUGAAUUAACUGAUAAAUUUCUUCCUAGACUCUUUUAUAAUGGAAAAGUUAAAAUUAUAGAUGAAGACUUAAACCAAGAUAUCAGUAUAUAAUAAAAUAGGAAAAGAUAAA